UAUUGUCCCAUCUGCUUCCAGAGGGAUCCCCCUAUACAGCAAAGCCUGUAGCUGUCCCAUCACAAUGUUAUCAGCUCACCAUCGCCUGGGGACCAAAGCCCACACUCCGGAGCACCUCCGGAGCACCGUGGCUUUCUUGCGCACAUCCCAGGAGGACAGAUCGGCAGAGUCCGGCGCCAGUGUGGAUGACUCGGCGUCCCCCUCGGUGGCCCAGCUGGCUGGGCGGUUCAGGGAGCAGGCUGCCGCUGCAAAGGAGACACCAGCCUGUAAACCGACAAGAAGGAAACCGCCCUGCUCCCUCCCUCUGUUCCCCCCCAAGGUAGAGCUGGGCCAGAACGGUGAGGAGAAAUCGUCGCCCAAUGCAAGCCAUCCUCCUAAAAUCAAGGUGAAGAGCUCGCCUCUGAUUGAGAAGCUUCAGGCCAAUUUAGCUUUCGAUCCAGCAGCCCUGCUACCUGGGGCCUCACCCAAGAGUCCUGGACUUAAGGCUGCGGCGUCACCAUUCCAGAGCCCACCUUCCACCCCCAGCAGCCCUGGCGUGCGGUCUCAGGAGCCAGAGGAGGUGCCAGUUAGCUUUGACCAGCCUCCUGAAGGGAGCCAUCUGCCCUGUUACAAUAAGGUGCGGACGAAGGGCUCGAUAAAAAGGCGCCCUCCCUCCAGACGAUUCCGAAGGUCUCAGUCGGACUGUGGGGACCUGGGAGAUUUCAGGGCCCCCGAGUCAUCCCAGGAGAAUGGUGCCAAGGAAGAGAAUGGGAAUGAGGUGUUCCCAUCCAAGAGCAAGGCCCUGGCUUCCCCUCCCCCCGGCGAGGGGCCGGUCGGGGAGGAAGUGGGGGGGCAGCUGGGGUCUCAAGAGAAGCCUCCUCUGAGGAGGACGUCCAGCAGGACGGAGAAGCAGGAGGAGAAGGGCAGGGCCGUGGAUGAAGCCCAGCACCCCCACAAGGCUGUGGGGGGCUCUGAAGAGGAGGCCAGCCCACAUCCAGCCCCGGGGGAGGCUGUCCAACCAGCCCAAGCCUCCAACCCAGAGGCAGCAAACGGAGGUAGGAGCCCCAGAGAAGAAAAAGCAGCCGGAAAAGAGACAGCGAAGUCUGAGGAGGUGAAGGUGGAGAGAGCAGGAAAUGAAGAGGAGGAGGCCAGACAAAGGAACCGAGACCCCAAGGGGCCGGUGGACGGAGCAGUGGGGGAGGCCUCACCAAGCCCCCCUGAAGGGGGGGAGGGCCCCCGCACCCCAGAGCAGAGCAAAGGUGAGGAAGGGGCCAUUCUGGAGCCCGGCUGCAACCCCCACCAUGAGGCCCCCAAGACCAAGCACCAUCCAUUCAAAAUGAGCGAUCUGAUCCCAUCAGCCUGGAGCUCUUCACCAGAUAUCCAACCCAGAGGCAGCAAACGGAGGAUAACACCCCUGUCCAGGACACUAAAAUGUGAAGAAGAGCUCACUGUGCCUAGUGAUGAGGCUGCUGCAGACAUCUCUUUUGAAGGAGAAGCAACAAGAGAAAGAGAAAAUGAAGCCAUCGCUGAAGCAGAAUUCGUGGAGGGUCUGGAGGCAGCCCGAAGAUAUAGAUUGCGUUGUUUCCCGUCUCCACGCCGAAUGUUCCCUCGCAAAGAUCAGUCCAAGGGCAGCAGGCUUUAAUCAGCUUGAGUUUGUGUCACUUGAUGGACUUGGUUUAAAAAAGAAGAAAAAAAAACUUAUUUAAAACAAUUUACUGCGGCGACAGCUCCCAGGGAUACUGGUCAACCUGUGGGGCCUGGAUCCUAUCCACAACCACCUGUCCCUGUGGCUGACCUCGGAACUGGAUUCUAAUUUAGCUUCUCAUAUUUUGUUUUGUGUAAAGCGAUAGCCUUUUUAAUGUUCUGAAGCUUUUAUGAUUCUCAGAUGGAAGUAAAAACUAAUUUCAGGUGCAGGAAACAAAAGAAAAUCGUGUUGCUGAAAAUAUAAAUCCCGUAAGUUACAGAAGACCUUAAAUUGUAUCAAGACCCUUGAGACAGCCUCUCAGCUUUGUCCAAAUUGGAGCAGGCCAACCAAUUUCUAAAGCCUUGGCCUGGAAGAGAUACUUAUUGCAACAUUAAAAAAUAUGUAUCUGUUCCAGCAAUAGGAACCUUUCCUGUCCAGGAGUUUUCAAGUGGCUGGUACACUGGGAGGUGACAGGCUCAGUCCAGUGGAGGCAGGGAGCAGAUCUCCUGGAGAAGCAGAUGCCAGGUGUCAUGGCCCUUCCUCAUCCUGAAAGCAGAGCAAGGAUACCUAAACAAUGCCUGGCCUCUGAUGUAGCCUGCGAGGAUGAAAUUUGCACUUUCAGAAGGAGAUCCUUGAGCACGGAGUCGAUGUUUCCCGGGAGGUGCUCGAGUGUCUGUUUUGAAAGGUACAUAACGAAAACAUCCUUCCUAGCUUCCCUGGGAAGCGGCUCUUGAAUCAAAGCCCAGACUCCCUUUCCGGACUCAGGAGGAGUGGGUUGGGUCUUCAGUCUGUUCUCACUGGGGAGCUCUGGCUUUAAUGUUGUGUGUGGAAAAUGCAAGGGGCUUUGCAAGGAACAGGGGCCUGACUACCCAUUCCUUGACUAAGCUCCUCUCCCCUCUUGAUGCAAAGAUGUUACUCCAAAUAAAUGUUUAAUCUUUAGGGUUGGUUCUUACCCAGAGUUGUGUAUUUCAGUGUCUCAUUGUGCAGCUGUGGCAGGUGGAGCAGCUGUUUCUCUGGAGGUCUGUUAGACCACUUCCUACCCCGACGUCAGAGUCGUCUCCCGGACAAAAAGGCCUUAUGUCACGGCUGGUACCUCAGCGUUCUCAUCCCAUUACAGUUUUCCUAGAACUCCGGGAUAGUGUUCAUACGUGGGAUAUAUAUUUUUUCAAAUUUUAAAUACAUGCAUCUUCUAAAAACUUGUAAA
Molecule: messenger RNA, 2867 nt
Organism: Callorhinus ursinus (northern fur seal)
Lineage: Eukaryota; Metazoa; Chordata; Mammalia; Carnivora; Otariidae
Gene: RCSD1
Product: RCSD domain containing 1
Biological process (GO): protein localization to endosome; skeletal muscle contraction; retrograde transport, endosome to Golgi
Cellular component (GO): early endosome; WASH complex
Molecular function (GO): phosphatidylinositol phosphate binding; retromer complex binding; actin filament binding
Source: RefSeq, a predicted model, not a curated record